This is a messenger RNA of Lonchura striata (white-rumped munia), 3233 nucleotides long. NCBI's taxonomy places the organism in Eukaryota, Metazoa, Chordata, Aves, Passeriformes, Estrildidae. The record is from RefSeq and is a predicted model, not a curated record.
GUGCGGCCGCGGGCAGCGCGGAGCUUGCCCCGCCGCGCCCUGCCCCGCCGUGUGUCCCUGCUGCGGGCGGGCGGCGCGGCGUGCCCGGGGACUGCGGCGCGGGCUCUCCGGUCCUGAAAGACCUUUCCUCCUUGUAUGUGAGGAAGAAAAUUGAAGUCCUCCUUCAGUGAGCUGGAGUUUCCAUUUUUUUACGUUCCUUCUUCAUUCUCUAGCUGUGACUGGAAAACCAUAUCAACCUGUUGCAAGAUCAGAGAACACACAUAUUACACACCCUGGAGCUGAGGCACAGAAGCUGAAAGACUCAUUCAGUGCUGCAUAAGAAAUGUUUGACUGCAGAUCAAGAUCCAUUGUUGAGGAGACAGUCUGGUGUGGAGAUUGCCUCUUCUUACUCAGCUGACCCAGCUCCUGGUCACCAAGCUGCAGAGAGAUUCAGUGGUGUUUCUGUGGUUAAACAAGUAGCCUGCAAAGAAGAAGGCUCGUAUGUCUUAUCUUGCAUGAAGGAGCACACCCUUAGGACAAAAUUGAGUUCCCAGCUUCUGUCAAAAUUUGUGUCUUUGCUUGAGUUUGAGUGAUGUGGAGAAGUGACAGAAGCUCUACAUGAGGGAGGAUUGAUUUAUCAAACUGAUCAUCUGAGAGCAGUACCCUCUUUACCAUAGUUUCUCCAGAGGAAAUGUUGUGCAUCCCCACUUGCAGCAUGGUUUCAAGCUUGGUAUGAAGUGACAACCUGCAUCAACAGAAAUUUGCAACCUGAAGACCCUUUUGUGUGAUCCUACUGUUGGUGUUUCCUUUGUUGUGAAAAGCAUUACCACCACCAAUGAAUGGCUUGAUCUUCACUCUCAGCUCCAGAUGACCUGUUCUGUUGUUCUUAAGGAUGUCGUUUGUUACUGAAAAUGGAGAUGUUACUGCUGGAAAGCCAAAUGAAGAGAAAACAUAUAAAAAGACUGCAUCCUCAGCUAUUAAAGGUGCUAUCCAGUUGGGAAUAGGAUACACAGUAGGAAAUCUUACAUCAAAACCAGACAGAGAUGUUCUUAUGCAAGACUUCUAUGUAGUAGAAAGUGUCUUUCUACCAAGUGAAGGGAGCAAUCUUACGCCUGCUCAUCAUUACCCUGACUUCAGAUUUAAGACAUAUGCACCUCUUGCCUUCCGCUAUUUCAGAGAACUUUUUGGUAUCAAGCCUGAUGACUAUUUGUACUCAAUCUGCAGUGAGCCUUUAAUUGAAUUAUCCAACCCAGGUGCAAGUGGAUCCUUAUUUUUUGUAACUAGUGGUGAUGAAUUCAUCAUCAAAACAGUUCAACACAAAGAGGCUGAGUUUCUUCAGAAGCUCUUGCCCGGCUAUUAUAUGAAUCUGAACCAGAAUCCAAGGACUCUUCUUCCCAAAUUUUAUGGGCUGUACUGCGUUCAGUCAGGAGGCAUUAACAUUAGAAUUGUUGUCAUGAACAAUGUUUUGCCACGAGCCUUGAAAAUGCAUUUCACAUAUGACUUGAAAGGCUCCACAUACAAACGCAGAGCGUCAAGAAAAGAGAGGGAGAAGUCCAACCCUACAUACAAAGACCUGGAUUUCCUACAAGAUAUGCAUGAAGGGUUGUAUUUUGACUCUGAAACACACAGUGCAUUAAUGAAAACACUACAGCGGGAUUGUCGGGUUCUAGAAAGUUUUAAGAUCAUGGAUUACAGUCUGCUUCUGGGGAUCCAUAUAUUGAACAGUAACAUGAAGGAAAGAGAAGGAGAAUGUUCCCAGGCUGCAUCAGAUGCAAAACGCCAUGGAGGGCAGAAAGUUCUCUAUUCCACAGCCAUGGAGUCUAUACAGGGACCUGGGAAGUCUGGAGACUCCAUCACCACAGAGAAAACAAACACAAUGGGAGGUAUUCCAGCAAAAAGCCAUAAAGGUGAAAAGCUGCUUUUAUUUAUGGGUAUUAUUGAUAUUCUUCAGUCUUACAGGUUAAUGAAGAAGCUGGAACAUUCUUGGAAAGCUCUUGUUUAUGAUGGGGAUACUGUUUCAGUUCACCGACCAAGUUUUUAUGCAGACAGAUUUUUAAAGUUUAUGAAUGCAAGAGUUUUCAAAAAAGUUCAAGCUUUAAAGCCUUCACCUUCAAAGAAACGGUGUAAUUCCAUCACAGCCCUAAAGGCAGCAUCACAAGAAAUAGUGUGUGCAGUUAGCCAGGAGUGGAAGGAUGAAAAGCAUGGCAUUCUUGCUGAAGGACAAAGUUAUGCCAGCCUUGAUGAAGAAGUACUAGGUUCACACCACCGGCCAGAUCUAGUGCCCAGCACUCCAUCUCUGUUUGAAGCAGCUUCCUUGGCAACCACACUUUCUUCUUCUUCCUUGAAUGCAGACGAUCACUGUCCACGUGAUCAAUCUACACUCUAUUCUAGCAGUAAAGGCUUACCUUCAAGUUCAACAUUCACUUUGGAAGACAGUGCCAUCUAUUUGACUUCAGAACAGAGCACAUUGGAAAUGGAAAAUGAUAAUGCUUCAGUUUUGGAUGUCUACUUAUAACAAAGAAUACAUGAAGAUUAAAACUAAGAAAAGUGACCAUGGUUAAUGAAGAGCACCUUCUGCACUCCUCGUUUAAGGAGGAUUUGCUAAGCCUAAUAGACAAAGAGUAAUAAUCAACAGAACUAAUUCUAAGAAGUGCCGGGAUCUUUGAACUAUAGAAAGGAUUGAUGAACUUGACAAAAAUGACAUGAGACAUUCCACACUCUGCUGUCAUCUGCCAUUGCUUGCUCAACUGUGAAGGACUGUGUAUUCAGGCUGCUUGCUUUUCAAUAUUGCCAAUCACCUUUUUUGGACUCUGAAGUGAUAUUUUCUUAUCAGCUCUCUCAUGGUUUCAUUUGCAUGCAUUCUGUAACUAUGCACAAGCAAAAUAUAUUUCCUACUUUACCUAUUUAAAAAUAAAGACAGUGGUGAAUAAAAUAAAUUUCAUUUUUCUGAUUCCCUCCGUUCGAAUUGCUUAGGCCCACAUCAGUGGAAAAUGGAACGGAUGUUGUAUGAGGGUUAGGGCAAAUCUCUACACAUACCAUAUGAAAAUGAGCCUUGAAAGAUACUUUCACUGUUGGUAAAAAGGAGAUUAAAAUGUUAUUUAUAAUAUGGCCUUAUGUUGUGUACAUAUAUUGUCCUUGAAAUAUUUUUGAUUUUACUUAAUUUCUUGUAAAAGAGAAAUUCUAUAAUUUAUUUAGAAAAUACUACUGUAAACUAUAGUUUUAUUGAUGAAUAAAAGAUUUUUUUCUGAGGACUA